Pseudonaja textilis is the source of this 389-nucleotide messenger RNA. Its product is annotated as ubiquitin-like protein NEDD8. NCBI's taxonomy places the organism in Eukaryota, Metazoa, Chordata, Lepidosauria, Squamata, Elapidae. Gene Ontology annotation, molecular function: protein binding. The record is from RefSeq and is a predicted model, not a curated record.
GUUCCGCUUCCGAGGUCGGAGGUUGGGCGGCGCUGAGGCACCGGGGCGGGCGGGCGAGGGAGCUAUCGAAGCGGCCACGAUGCUGAUCAAAGUGAAGACGCUCACUGGGAAAGAGAUAGAGAUUGAUAUCGAACCGACGGACAAGGUGGAAAGAAUAAAAGAGCGGGUGGAAGAAAAGGAAGGCAUCCCACCUCAGCAGCAGCGACUCAUCUACAGUGGCAAACAAAUGAAUGAUGAGAAAACAGCUGCCGACUACAAGAUCCAGGGCGGCUCCGUCCUUCACUUGGUCCUAGCCUUGCGUGGAGGCCUGUGAUGAUGGUGCCCCUAGCCCCACCAUACCACCCCCUUUUCCCCAAAGGCCCCGGAUGUGGGUGAGCCUCACCCCCCUC